Molecule: messenger RNA, 1614 nt
Organism: Striga hermonthica
Lineage: Eukaryota; Viridiplantae; Streptophyta; Magnoliopsida; Lamiales; Orobanchaceae
Source: the annotation of a GenBank genome assembly
AUGGAAGGAUGCCCCGCCAAUGCCUUCAGCUACAACCGUUCGCAGUGCGCCUGCAUCCCCGGCUACCUGUUCAACUCCACCACCAACAGCUGCGACCUCUUGCCCGAGCUUGGUCCACCUCUGGAGCUCAGCAGCGGCGUCGACAACUACGAUUCACUCCUUUCCUUCCCGGAGACUAUUUUCUCCUUCGACUCCAUCAGAAAGUUCACUCAGUCUCAGGCGGUGUUUCUCGAGGCCACGCUCGUCAUGCUUCUCUGCUGGCUCGGCUUCUGCCUCCUCAUGCGCCUCUUCCCCCUCGCCUCCAACGGCCAUUCUCCUUGGUUUAAGAUUCGGUGGUGGAUUAGCCGUCUCGAUAUCUCCUUCGCCACUCGCCACUGGCUGCACGACCGGAAGCCCCUUGUCAAACGCAAGACUGAGCUAGGCGGCGCUUUCUCCAUUGCCAGCUGGAUACUCUUUAUAGGCUUCUUUGCUGCUUUGCUCUACCAAUUUAUUUCGAGGACAAAUGUCGAGGUGCACAACAUCCGAGCUGUAAACGCGCCCGACUUGGCUUCCUUCCUGAAUGACUUUGAAUUCAACAUCACUACAAUCUCCAACAUGAGCUGUGAGCAGUUGCGUGGUCUUGAAACUGUGGUUUUAGGAAAUCCUCUCUUUAUUGAUCAUAGAGUCUAUCCACUUUCAUUGUUUUCCAAUGCUUCGUGUCGCAACACCACCUUAGGACCAUCUGUAUCUCUUAGGUGCAAUAGCUGCCGGCUCUUUAGAGACUUCACCUACGUCUCGUGGCAUUUCAUUGAUAUCCCUAAUAGUCCAGCUGUUGCCAUCGGUUUUCAGUUUAACCUUACUGCAAAGAACCAUGGCAGCAACAAGCAUUUGAGUUUUGUUAGUGGGUUUUUGAAGAAUUCAAGCGAAUCUGAUGGCAGGCCAGUUACAUAUAGAGGGGCUAUGCCAAAUAUUCUGAAAUUCAACCUGUUUCCUAGAUUAUACCGCAACUUGCGUGAUCUAAAGCUCAUCCAACCUCUGUUUCAAGAUUUCCUCCCAGGUUCGUAUUUCGGGGAUGCAAAUCAGCUUCGAGCGUCUCUUGAGAGCUCCAGCAAUGGGUUAAUCAAUACGACAUUGUGUAUCAACUUCCUCUCUUCGUAUAUUGUUGAGAUUGACAAUCAAAAUAUAUCAGGGCCCGUGAGCUUCCUUGCUGAUCUGGGUGGCCUCUACUGCAUAAGUAUCGGUAUAUUUUUCUGCUUCUUGGUGCAAUGUGAAUACAGAAUCAAGAGGCUUCGUAACGAGGACAGGUUAAUGAUGACAAUUAGAAAUCGCACAAAAGCCCAAGAUCGGUGGGACAAAUUGAGAAAGUAUGUGAGGUACACGUGGGGAUCUUGUUCAUUGGAUGACGGCAGAAGUGGGACAGACAACGCAUGCUGCUCUGGACUUUUGACCAAACCGUUCCAUCAAAGUAUGUCAUCACGUAGACGACGAUUACAGGGAUUUGAUGGCAUCAGUUUUAGCCAAAAGAAAGCUCAACCUCAACCAGAGCACGUUCAUUCUCAAGAAGUCAGAUCUUGCUUAACUGAAGGUGACAGAGACCAAGAAAACAAUCACCUUUCUCAGAAUGUAAACCAGUAA